UCGGUAGCAUUGAUCUCAUUACCGCAAACAACACCUACCCUGCUCUGCUCUGCUCUGCUUUGUACCUACUGCUACAUGCCUAGCCACCCUUCCACUGCUGUCACUACUCCCCAGCUACCACUACUACACCCAUCCGCAUCCGCCCUUCACCACCACCACCACCACCACCCCCUCAUUCAUUCACUCAUUCUGCCUCCGGACCAGCUUGCCCGCCCUCUGCGCCCUCUGCCCCGCCCCGUCCCAGCUCUUUGCGCCUGUGCCCAUUGCAUUGCAGUCGCCCACUUCGGCCGUGUCCGAGGGUACGGUAGAUGCAGCUGGCCAUGCCACCGCGAGCUUCUCUCACGGGGUCCUUCUCCGUUUCAGACGAGAACAAUGUCGUCGUCUGCCCGCUGCGCAAUCACGAUGGUUCCGCCUGUCGCAAACGCUGCACCGGUGAGAAGCGGUACCGCUCCAUGCAGGAGCACAUCCGCCGCGCACACCCCGAGCACUACAUCUCGAAGCUGCCAGCUACCGAGGAGAGCUUCACACUGAUGGUCAAUACUCCGCCGCAGGAGCGACCGCCCGCGCCCCCUCUCCCCACCACAACUGGCCCACCAGGCUAUGGCAGCAGCGAGCUGAACAAUGUCUUCUACCACGAAGAGUACGGCCUGAAUACUCCUAGGAAUUCGGACGAGAUGCGCCGAGGCUCGCUGCUGCCCGCUGCAAGCGCUGCCGCCGCCCUGGCCUCGUUGCACAACCACCGUGCCGAAUAUGACUGGGACUCGGAUCCAGAUGCCGCCUCGGAACCAGAUUCCAAGACCUAUCGACCCCGCGCCCGCUUCGCUCCUACCACCAUCGAGCACCACAUCACCACCACCGAGGAACCCUAUUAUACCGCCACCUCGUUGCAGCGUGAGCUGUUGCCUUCGUCCCUCACCCGCUCGCCUCCCGGUCGCUCCUCUACUCUGCCGCCUGCCCCGCGCUCUAUAAAGCCAAACAGGCCACGCAAGUCGUCGGUAGGCCAGAAUGCUCGCAAGCCCAAGCAUGAGCGCCAAAAGUCGAGAGAAAACGCCCGUAGGACGAGCUACGAUCGCAAAGCGUUUUCUGCCGAGCCACAAACGGCUGCAGCUCUCUUCGGCAAGAGGUGGGAGGACCUGAUUGAUGCCGCUGCCUCCGCUACCGAAGAAGAUAGCAGAGAUCUCACUCCAUCCUAUACAGCAUCACCUUUGCAACACACACUGACUCCUCCACCGCCGGAAAUGUCGGACCUACACCCUUUUCCAUCCGUCGAGUCGUCUAUCGAGUCUACGACCACGGGCUCCAAUUUCCACAUACCGUCACAAGGUCUAUCAGACUCCUCCCCUACAUUCGCUCACGCUGUCCAGAUUUAUUGUGCUGCUUGUCGGAAGUUAUCUGUUUUGAGAGAAAGCUACGCUUGCUCGGAGUGUAUAUGCGGUCUGUGUCAAGACUGCGUAGACGUCCUUGUCACCGAACACUCCCGAGGUCGUACCGCGCGAUGUCCUCGAUGUGGGGCUGUGGGUGGCAAGUUCAAGCCGUUCCAGUUGGACAUACGAUAA
Periconia digitata is the source of this 1556-nucleotide messenger RNA. The record is from the annotation of a GenBank genome assembly. Lineage: Eukaryota; Fungi; Ascomycota; Dothideomycetes; Pleosporales; Periconiaceae.